Guillardia theta CCMP2712 is the source of this 534-nucleotide messenger RNA. RefSeq lists its product as hypothetical. The transcript has a single exon. The record is from RefSeq and is a predicted model, not a curated record. Lineage: Eukaryota; Cryptophyceae; Pyrenomonadales; Geminigeraceae. Bases 1 to 534 code for a protein of 177 amino acids.
AUGUUUCGACCAUUAUCUCGAUCGCGCAAGCAUCAAGUCGUUAUGUGUUACGCCCCAUACCGCUUCUAUCUCCAGAAGCAGGUCGAAGAGGCACAGAUUGUUGUAGACAAAACCAUGCAAGAACUCAAAGAAAUCAGAAGCGAACUUGCAAGUCGCCGACUUGAAGUCUCCGGAACAGUGCGAAUGUAUCGCAACAGGCAGAUCAGCAGGCUGAUUACCAAAGAGAAAUCACUGCGUCGUUGUUUAUACCUUAAGCAGAUCGACCAAUCCGAGAAGCAGGCAAAAUUGCGUUUUUAUGACCAAUCCCAGGCCAUCAAGCCAAAACUUGACACGAUCAAAAAGGAAGUGAUGGAUCUGGAGUCUGCCAUCAAAUUUCACAAGAAGGCGCUGAAGAAGGCCAAGAAGGCAGAGGACAAGGAUGCACACAAUUUGAAGAUCGCCGACCUCGAACAGGAGUACAAAAAGAUGUGCAGGGAGGAGCGCAAAUUGAGUGCAGAGCACUUCAAACUGGAAAGGGCACUGGGAUUGCGUUAA